UGGAGCGGGCGACACGUACAUAACCGCUGGCUGGACACACAUGCUCCAUUAUAUUACCGUAAAAUCAGCCUUCCUCUCAGCCAUACAAGUGCUCGUACGAGGCUCUAUUUGGGCGUCCGCCAUCGAAUCGAGCGCGGUUUAUGAUGUGGUCCUUCCUCAUCCGACGCACGCAGCUCUUUUGAAAAUGAGCGGGAAAUGACCAAUGGCUGACAUUUUGCCACUGGCUGAUCGCCUGUGCAGUGCCUCUGCCAGCGGAAAUUUACCAGAGGUUUUAUUGUUGCUGCAAAACGGAGCUGCUGUCAAUGGAUUGAACACUUUCAAAAGGACUGCAUUACAGGUCGUCAAGGUGGGCAGCACCGCGGUCGUCGAGGCCCUCCUGGAGGCCGGAGCUGACCCCAACCUUCGCGACCCGGUGCUCGGCCUGACGGUCACCCACGACGCCGCCCGCGAAGGCUUCGCGGACACCCUGCGGGCCCUCCUGGCUCACGGGGCGGACGCGAACCUCGCGGACGUACGUGGGAAACUCCCGCUGCACUCGGCCGCCAAGAGGGGCCGCGUAGACGCGGUCCGGGUGCUACUGGGAGCCACCGCGGACCCGUUGAAGGUUAACCGUGACGGGCAGACCGCCGAGCAGUUGGCGCUCCUCCACGGGUGGAAUGACACGGCCGCUUGCAUCCACAGCUACCUUGGCUCGAUGCUGCAAAAUAUGAAAACAUCUCGGCGACGUUUGCUGAUAGCUGCAGAAAAACAAACCCCAUGUGAAGCAGUUAUGGCGCAUAUUGAUAGAAACAGGCAUGAAUACGCACUUCCAGCCCAAGUUAGAAUGUUAAUCCAACAUUACCUUGACAUUUACAUACGUGGUUUAUUCAGUUGACAUAAUAUUAUAAAAUAAGACACUGUACAUUGAACGCCAACCACCAUUUGCCAUUUGUCCCUUUGAGGGCACCAUACCUCAGUGUUGGGCCCCCUCAAGAGCAAGGCUAACAACCUUUAAAGAGCGAGCCUGCGUUUAGGGCACCAUUUUGUUUUCAUCAAUUGUACAUGGUAACGAGUGUUUCACGUUUAAACGGUGCACCACUGAUCUGGUGUCACUUAAAAUGGAGUCAAACGAGCAUACACCAUGGGAACGAGUGACUUUAACUCAUUCAGUGCCGGCCGGCCCUCCCAGUUGACAUGGAUAUUUGACUUCUAAAGCAGUCAGUGGCACUGAAUGUGUUAAAUGAUAUUUGACAGUACAAAUAAAAGUGGAACAAACAUUGUCUACUUCUUGUAAGGGGUUAAAUCCUCUUUCCCCAUUGAAAUAAAUGGAAAUGAUAUUAAUCCAUUCCAGCCCCCCCAAUGUUUUUGUAACAUGCACAGUUUUAAUAAGAAAAACUGUACUCUAUGGUAUUGUACUUCAUAAAAACACAGUAAUAAUACAAUUUAAUAGAAUAUAAAGAAUAAAAAAAAGUUUGUGCAUCAUGCCUUCAAGCUUCAAUGCCCAUUGACAUUGUGCUGCUCCUUAUGGUGUGCACGCCUUUGCCACCAGGGGGCAGUGUAAUACUGCCAUAAUAAAUACACAAACAAGACACUCUCUUCUAAGCUCAGUAAGCCACAGUAAUAUUAGUCCUUUUAAAGAGGAUACAAAAGUUGUGCCUGUGAGUAUUGCUACAGUAUAUUAUCUUUCGAAGUGUUGCUGCACCAUUUGUGUUCGUGUAUCUGUUGCUUUAAAGCAGCGGUGUCAAACUCAUUUUUGUCAAGGGCCACAUUGUAGUUAUGGUUUCCCUCAGAGGGCCAUUACGUCUGUGAACCCAGAUAAAUAUAUGAUGGCCUCAUAUUAUUACACAUACACUACAAAUUGAUGGAUAACUUGUUUUUGGAAUCAGAAGCCAGUAAAACAUUGCCUGUUCUACUAUGAAUCAAUGUAUUUGAAAAGGGGGAUUGGUAACAAAAAAUGCUUGCAAUAUCUGAGUUAUUAAAAGUGAAGACAAUUUGCAGGUUUGGUAUUUUAGCAAGAUAUUUAAAGUCCACACACACGAUUUGCUAUCGCGGGCCACAUUAAAUACUCCGGCGGGCCUGAUCCGGCUCCCGGGCCUUGUGUUUGACACCUAUGCUUUAAAGUGUUGUAACUACUGCUAGUUUAAACGAUGCUAGUUUCGUGAGCCUGUCUAUGGUGUAUUGCAUUGUGUGUUAACAUUAAGCUAGCCAAGACUUUCGCAAGGUAAAGUUAGAUGGUGUGGUUAAACAGACACUUAGUAAUUCUCUUUGUUUUAUGUUUUGUUCUGUAUUGAACUUGAAAUGAGAGUGGCAAUAAACUACUUGGAGCAAGCACUUUGCCUCUUUUUU
Molecule: messenger RNA, 2325 nt
Organism: Phyllopteryx taeniolatus (common seadragon)
Lineage: Eukaryota; Metazoa; Chordata; Actinopteri; Syngnathiformes; Syngnathidae
Gene: cdkn2c
Product: cyclin-dependent kinase inhibitor 2C (p18, inhibits CDK4)
Exons: 4
Coding region: 203-874 (223 amino acids)
Biological process (GO): regulation of cyclin-dependent protein serine/threonine kinase activity; negative regulation of cell population proliferation
Cellular component (GO): nucleus
Molecular function (GO): cyclin-dependent protein serine/threonine kinase inhibitor activity; protein kinase binding
Source: RefSeq, a predicted model, not a curated record